Molecule: messenger RNA, 1170 nt
Organism: Periconia digitata
Lineage: Eukaryota; Fungi; Ascomycota; Dothideomycetes; Pleosporales; Periconiaceae
Source: the annotation of a GenBank genome assembly
AUGUCUUUUACCAGCCCAUCCCAAACAGGCACCACCACUGGAUUCCUGUCAUUCAACAGCCACCCGCCGAGAAUAUAUCUAACCGCACCAUCCGACCACACCCCCGAACGGGCGCUCCUCGAAUGGCGAGACGAAGGGUACGAGGCUAGCUAUCUCCCCUAUAAUCCGGACGCUCAGGCGAGCUACAUCCAUACCAUAAAGACUCUACACGAGAACCUCAAGCUCGGUGAAAACUAUGCCAUUGUGUGCUACGGUGAUGCCGCCAGCGUAGUGCUCAAGACAGCUCUUAAGCCUCUGGCGCAUUGCUGCGCCAUUGUGGCAUAUUAUCCACCGAUUCUUCCAUCCCCCAAGGCCAAAUUCUCUUCCCAGACUCGUAUCCAGAUCCACGUUGCUGGCUUGAGUCAAGUGAGUCCUCCGAGCGAACUAUGCGAGUUCCAAGUCUAUCGAUACGAGUCUUGCGCUAUGGGGCUUGCCGAUCCCAGCGCCGACACCUACUCGGAAGUCGAGGCAAAUCUCGCCGGUAGUCGGACACUUGGGUGCUUGCGAAAAGCGUUCAAGCUAGAUGUCGACCUGGAGCCGAUUGUAAACGCGGCGCACAAGGCAAAGUACCAAGAUGAGGUACCGGAGAGGGCCAGUAUGGCAGUAGUGAAGAGUAUGACGCAGAACAGUCCCCACGUCACCAUUGUGCCUACGCUCGAGGGCGGUAUCGGGCGCAGGAGUCUGGAGGAAUUCUACCGCGAGUAUUUCGUACCAAGCCUAGUGGAGGACUUCAGCAUGCGCCUGAUAUCUCGGACGAUUGGAGUCGAUCGUGUGGUAGACGAGAUGGUAAUCUCCUUUACUCAUUCCGACGAAGUGGACUGGAUACUACCGGGCGUUCCUGCUACCAACAAGAAAGUCGAAAUUGCUAUAGUGAGCAUCAUCACUGUGCGUGGGGGGAAACUGGUGUCGGAACACAUGUAUUGGGACAAUGCAUCCGUCUUGUAUCAAGUCGGUCUCUUGGAGCGGUCCUUGAUUCCCAAAGCGUUCAAGGACAAGGGCCUGAAGCACCUACCUGUGGUAGGGGCUGCAGCGGCGCACACACUUAUAAAACCUAAGCAGGGAGAGUACAAUGGUUUGUUGAGGGAAGCCGGUCUUCUGCCUGACUCGAGUACGCAAACGAAUGGCCAUUGA